GCAGAGAGAAUAGGGACACCAAGAGCUUAUCUCUCAUUUUAGCAGCACUAUUGUGAGGCUCUAUUAGGCAAGAUAACAUGGCCAAGAGUGAACUUUGACGCAGGAGUUACCAUUAAGCAUGAAGAACAAGUCAGAGCAUGAAGAUGAUCAUAAGCAUGAACUUGAAAUCCUUAAGGGGGUGGCACAAUCGUGGCAUGCUCACUCAGUCAGUUCAACGUCUACCAGUGAAUAUGAUAAAUAUCGCCAAAAUUUUCAAAGCAAGCCUUCUCGGUUUAAGCUAGAAGCAAUGAACAAGUCAUCAGCCAAGAGGGUUGAGAGAGCAAAUUGGGAUUUCAAGCAAUCACUGUGGGAUUCCUAUGAGAUUGUGAAUGUGUACAAAAGGUUGGAGAGAGGGCUUGUUUUAGAUGAUUCAUUUAGUGGGGUACAUGCUCAGAGAAGGGUCCAUAGGAAGAAAAUAGAGAGUAGUUUUCCCACUUGCCUUGUAGGAAAACCAAGCAAAUUCUUAUCUUGUGCAUUCAGUGAGAAGUAUUUUCAUAGAAAUCUCAUGCUACAAGUACCUGCGUUGUCAUGAAAACACCACACAGGCAGACAAAGUAGGUGUUCUCCGUGUCAGAGCUAUCUAUGACAGCAAUUAAUUUGUAUAAUAGAAUUACUAGUAUGUUUUUUUUUAAGAACAAAAAAUCUCCUGAAGGAUUUUAGUAGCAGAAAAUGGUAAAGUUGCGCGAUAGCAGUCGAUUUGAUCCUUGAUUUGUCAACAUCCCAUGAGGAAUUUUGUAACCAUGUCCAGGAUUCUGUCAAAUUGAACAGUAUAUUCGUGCCUGAUAUUGAAAAUGGUAUGCUAUUCUUAACUCAAUUAUUGCGGUCUGGUCCUGGUAGAUUCCCUGCAAAGAAUCUCAGCUGUUCACCACACGUCACUAGAAGUUGCUUGCAGCUGUCCAGCAACCAGAUUAAUUGUGCCGAAGAAACAGAGUAAGCCAUCGUCCAUCUGUUCGUUAAUAUUAAUAUUCCCACAUAUGACACUUGUCUUAAAACCAUCAUUUGGAAUAAUUAAGAAGCCUUAAUUGUUAGUAGUUUAUUGUUAAGUGGAAAGGAUAAUGUCAUGUGUGCUAUUCUUUAAGUAGAGGCAUCCCUCAUGUAAUUCUAAUAGCCCAGUUAUGACAGGUGGACAGUAGAGUAUUUUAUUUAUGUUUAAUACCACAAGUACAAAGGUUCAGUA
This is a messenger RNA of Populus euphratica (Euphrates poplar), 1216 nucleotides long. RefSeq lists its product as uncharacterized. The record is from RefSeq and is a predicted model, not a curated record. The transcript has 2 exons. NCBI's taxonomy places the organism in Eukaryota, Viridiplantae, Streptophyta, Magnoliopsida, Malpighiales, Salicaceae. Bases 119 to 571 code for a protein of 150 amino acids.